Helianthus annuus (common sunflower) is the source of this 1788-nucleotide messenger RNA. Its product is annotated as cytochrome P450 89A2. Gene Ontology annotation, cellular component: membrane. Bases 96 to 1613 code for a protein of 505 amino acids. The transcript has a single exon. Gene Ontology annotation, molecular function: iron ion binding; heme binding; oxidoreductase activity, acting on paired donors, with incorporation or reduction of molecular oxygen, NAD(P)H as one donor, and incorporation of one atom of oxygen. The record is from RefSeq and is a predicted model, not a curated record. NCBI's taxonomy places the organism in Eukaryota, Viridiplantae, Streptophyta, Magnoliopsida, Asterales, Asteraceae.
UCACCAUUCACCAAUCCGUCACACAAUUAAUUUCAUUAAAUUUAAACUUCAUAUAUAUGAUAGCCUGAGCCUACGAUCAGCUUCGUUUGUCAACGAUGGAGACCUGGUUCAUAAUAAUCGUCUCCCUCUUCAUCGCAGCCAUCAUCCGAUCCACACUAUUCCGCCGGAGACACCACAACAAACUACCACCAGGACCAUCACUCCUUCACUCCACCUUCCUACAGCUAACCUCCAAGCCCCUAUUCAUUAAUCUCAGAACCCGGUACGGACCCAUCUUCACUCUUUACACCGGUUUGGUACCCGUACCUUCCAUCUUCAUCAGCAACCGUUCUCUCGCCCAUGAAGUUCUUGUUACACAAGGUGCAGUCUCCUCCGACCGCCCAAAGUUCUUCCUAAACUUCAACAUUGGCACUUCAUCUUACGGCCCUACUUGGCGGCUCCUCAGGCGAAAUCUCGCAACUGAGAUCAUGCACCCUACCCGCAUCAAAUCAUAUUCAUGGGCUCGCAAGUGGGCUUUUCAUAUCUUAAUUAGUCGUCUGUUAGAAGAACAGGAUGAUGCUGCAGGAGUUGAAGUGUUUGAUCAUCUUUAUUACGUUUUAUUCCGCUUGUCGGUGGUGAUGUGCUUUGGAGACAAGUUUGAUGAGAGUCGAGUUAAUGAGUUCAUUAAUGUACAACGUGAGAUCGUGUCGUUAGUUGUUUCAGGUAAGCUCAGUUGGUUCCCAGGGAGGUUGGGGAGGAUAUUGUUUCGGAACUUGUGGAAAGAGUUCGAUAAAUUGCGUGACGAUAGAGAACAAAUGUUGCUUCCGAUUAUCAAGUCUAGACUUGAGUCGGAUUGCUUGGAUGAGCAUGGAGUCGUGGCUUAUGUUGACACUUUGGCGAAUCUACACCUUCCUAAAGAUGAAGUUGAUAAUAGAGAGGGUGGAAAGCUCACUGACAAGGAGAUGGUUAACUUGACUAGUGAGUUUGUUACCGGUGGGACAGACUCAACCGCGAGUGCUCUACUAUGGAUCAUGGCUAAUCUAGUGAAGCAUCCUCACAUUCAGAGCAAGCUCUAUGAUGAGAUCGUUGCAGUCGUGGGACAACCACCUCGACCGCCACAAAAAGGGGUGGAGGUGGAGCCAGAAUCGGUUAUAAACGAAGAGGAUCUACAGAAAAUGCGGUACCUGAAAGCAGUGGUUUUGGAAGCACUGAGGAGACACCCACCGGUUCAUUUUCCGCUACCCCAUAGGGUAAGGAAGGAGGUGGAAGUGGAAGGUUACACGAUCCCCGAGGGUGCCACGGUCAUUUGCACGGUGCCUGAGAUGAGCUGGGACCCCAAGGUCUGGGAUGAACCCAUGGAGUUUAAGCCAGAGAGGUUCUUGGUGAAUGACGAUGUGUUUGAUAUAAGUGGAAGCAAAGAGAUCAAAAUGAUGCCUUUUGGUGCUGGAAGAAGGAUAUGUCCUGGUUCGAGUUUGGCUUUUCUUCAUUUGGAGUAUUUUGUGGCGAAUUUGAUUUGGUAUUUCCAUUGGACGGUUCCUGAUGGUUAUAGUGUUGACCUUUCGGAGAAUGAUGAGCAGGCUGUCGUUAUGAAAAAUCCUCUGAGAGCACGAAUCUCUUCUAGGGCUGAAAAAUGAAUUGCUUGAGUCGAUACCUACGUACCAAUUAAUAUGUUUAGUAUUGUUUACAAUAAAAUAAGAAGCCAUUGGAAUAUGCGCGGUUGAAUUACCGUCUUAAUGUACAAUUAGGCAUGUCUUUCUAUUUUGCUCCUUGAUCUUAUUCAUUAAAGGUGUUUUCAUGUUAUUAAAGGGA